Molecule: messenger RNA, 1548 nt
Organism: Acanthosepion pharaonis
Lineage: Eukaryota; Metazoa; Mollusca; Cephalopoda; Sepiida; Sepiidae
Source: the annotation of a GenBank genome assembly
AUGUCACUGUUGUUUCUAAAUUUUUAUACUUCAGGAAUUUACAUUUCUCUCUUUCCAUCUAUAUCUCGAUUUUCAUCUCUCUGCAUUGUACCUUACUCUCCCUUUCCCUCUAUAUCUCGAUUAUUAUCUCUCUGGAUUUUAAAUUUCUCUCUCUCUUUCCCUCUAUAUCUCGAUUAUUAUAUCUCUGGAUAUUACACCUCUCUCUCUUUCCCUCUAUAUCACGAUUUUUAUCUCUCUGGAUUUUACCUUACUCACUCUUUCCCUCUAUAUCUUGAUUUUUAUCUCUCUGGAUUUUACCAUACUCACUCUUUUCUUCUAUAUCUCGAUUAUUAUCUCUCUGGAUUUUACAUUUCUCUCUCUCUUUCCCCCUAUAUCACGAUUUUUAUCACUCUUUGCCGUGUCUUCUUUCUCUCUUUCUUUCCUUUCUUUUAUCUUUCUUUCUUUCUUUUCUUUCUUUCUUUCUUUCUUUCUUUCUUUCUUUCUUUCUUUCUUUCUUUCUUUCCUUUCUUUUCUCUUUCUUUUCUUUCUUUCUUUCUUUCUUUCUUUCCUUUCUUUUCUCUUUCUUUUCUUUCUUUCUUUCUUUUCUUUCUUUCUUUCUUUCUUUCUUUUCUUUCUUUCUUUCUUUCUUUCUUUCUUUCCUUUCUUUUCUCUUUCUUUUCUUUCUUUCUUUUCUUUCUUUCUUUCUUUCUUUCUCUCUUUCUUUCUUUCUUUCCUUUCUUUUCUCUUUCUUUCUUUCUUUUCUUUCUUUCUUUCUUUCUUUUCUUUCUUUCUUUCUUUCUUUCUUUCUUUCUUUUCUUUUCUCUUUCUUUUCUUUCUUUCUUUCUUUCUUUUCUUUCUUUCUUUCUUUCUUUCUUUCUUUCUUUCUUUUCUUUCUUUUUUUUUUCUUUUCUUUUCUUUCUUUCUUUCUUUCUUUCUUUCUUUCUUUUCUUUUCUCUUUCUUUCUUUCUUUCUUUCUUUCUUUCUUUCUUUCUUUCUUUCUUUUCUGCUACCAGUUACUCUAAUUGUCCCCUUCGAUCUCUUUUUCCUUCCAUGCCGUUGCGUUCUCCCAUCCACUUUCCUACCGUCCUUUUCCCGGCCAGUAACUCAUUUCGGACUGGUGCUACAUCUAAUCUACGCUUCAAAAAUCACUUUCUCUCUCUCUCUCUCUCUAUUUCUAUAUCUAUCUAUCUAUCUAUCUAUCUAUCUAUCUAUCUAUUUAUGUUCAUCUAUCUAUCUUGGAGUUAUCCACCAGACUUCAGACUUUUGCUACAUCUAAUCUACGUACGAAAAUCACUAUAUCUAUCUAUCUAUCUAUCUAUCUAUCUAUCUAUCUAUCUCAACCAAUUAUUAUUUUUCUAUCUAUCUAUCUAUUUUCGAACACAGUCAUCACCUUUCCUUGUCUUCUCUCUUACCCUCUCUCUCUCUCUCUCUCUCUCUCUCUCUCUCUCUCGGGAAGAUACAGUGAAUCUGCUUUUCCUUUCUUUACUUUUUUUGAAGAGGUAUGGGAAAUCAACGAACUCCCACUCCCCCAGAACGAUGAGCACAUAUGGCGAAGAAUUAAAAACAUAA